UUGGUGCUGAAACUUGAAUUGAGCGGAAGAGAGAAAAGCAUCGACUUUCGCCGCGGACUCUUCGUUGUAGUUGAACGAGAUAUUCUCGAGUUUCUCGAGUGACUGACAUCUCAUUCGCUCGCUAUCCGUGCUCUGCUGAACAACUAUGGCUUUUAUGUUAAAACACAUGAUAGGAGGGCAGCUGAAGGAUCUUACCGGGGGUCUUGCUGAGGAAAAAGUAGAAGGAGAAAAGUCAGAAGCCGCAGCGAAGGGAAUGACACAAGAAGAGUUCGAGCAGUAUCAACAACAGUUGGCGGAGGAGAAGAUGGAGCGGGAUGCCAGCUUUGCCCAAAAGAAAGCUGAGCGAGCCACAGUCAGGAGCCACUUCAGGGACAAAUAUCGCCUUCCAAAAAGCGAGCUAGACGACACACAGAUUCAGGCCGCGGCAGAUGACGUGGAGUUGCCCACAGAGCUGGCCAAGAUGAUCGCAGAAGACAACGAGGAGGAGGAGCACAAGCAGUCUGUCCUGGGUCAGCUGACCAACAUUCAGAACGUAGAUAUUGACCAGCUAAAAGAAAAGGCCCAGUCCACCAUCGAAGACCUUAAACAGUCUGCUGAAAAGUGUGAGGUCAUGUAAUAAAGAGUUGGACUGCUGAUCGAGGAGCUGAUGUUUCCUGAUAUUUAAUAUAGGGAAUAAAUCUGAUCCAUGAACAGCAUUCCUAUAAUAAGAUCAAUCUCUGAUUCAUGAAAGACAAGCUCCCACCCAAAGCCAAGCGAUUAUAUAUAAAUUUCAAUUGUGUU
Messenger RNA from Puntigrus tetrazona (Sumatra barb), 780 nucleotides. RefSeq names its product complexin 3a (gene cplx3a). Gene Ontology annotation, biological process: neurotransmitter transport; regulation of neurotransmitter secretion; synaptic vesicle exocytosis. NCBI's taxonomy places the organism in Eukaryota, Metazoa, Chordata, Actinopteri, Cypriniformes, Cyprinidae. The coding region runs from base 146 to 616 and encodes 156 amino acids. The transcript has 3 exons. Gene Ontology annotation, cellular component: terminal bouton; SNARE complex. Gene Ontology annotation, molecular function: syntaxin binding. The record is from RefSeq and is a predicted model, not a curated record.